UAGAUGAGUAGAUGUCAGUCCAAUCCAACACGGUGCAUUCACAAUUUUCUUUCGAUUGUUUGCUUUGCUGGAUACAACUUGAAUUAAAUAAUGGGUAAUUACAUCGCUACCUACAUAACGCAUCCCGACACAAUGCCCAAGUCCGACGGUAAACCGACGUUCGAUCCGAUGUAUGGAUUUCCUAAUGGUCGAAAAAUCAGAGAGAUACCGUUAUCAGAAGAAGAUAUGAUGGCUUUCAAGAUUCCUCAUGACAGACGCGAUUAUUGCGCCCACAAGUAUAUGGAAUUACAUGAGUGUAAGAGACGUCAUUAUCCCUUAAUGUUGAAGUGCGCGCAUGAAAGACACCAAUAUUAUGAGUGCUACGUUGAAGAUUAUGUCAUAAGAAUGAAAGAAUAUGAAAGGGAACGUCGUCUUCUUGAAAGAGAAAAGAGGAUACGGCAAGCAGCAGCAGCAUGAAAAUCCACUGAAUUUUAAUAAAUUUGAUUCAUCGUCGUCAGUAACUUAGACUGCAUAUAUGUAAAAAAAGAAUUGUGUCCCGUUAAUGUACA
Molecule: messenger RNA, 548 nt
Organism: Trachymyrmex septentrionalis
Lineage: Eukaryota; Metazoa; Arthropoda; Insecta; Hymenoptera; Formicidae
Gene: ND-B18
Product: NADH dehydrogenase [ubiquinone] 1 beta subcomplex subunit 7
Exons: 3
Coding region: 91-456 (121 amino acids)
Cellular component (GO): mitochondrion
Source: RefSeq, a predicted model, not a curated record